Molecule: messenger RNA, 405 nt
Organism: Striga asiatica
Lineage: Eukaryota; Viridiplantae; Streptophyta; Magnoliopsida; Lamiales; Orobanchaceae
Source: the annotation of a GenBank genome assembly
AUGCAAAGAACAACAUCAUGCAAUAAUAUUCAGAGUAGGAAACAGAGAACCUCGGACAGAGCAGGAAUUCCUAGUCUUUGCAUUAUGGCAGAGAACUUGGACCGAAGACUCUGUUUUUCUUCUUCGGUAGAUUCUCCAAAGUACACGACAUCCUCUAAACUCAAAGAUCCAGAUUUCAAAGCAUUGUCCCACAGUAAGAACACCUCACAAACCUGUAACAUACAAGCUAUCACAAACCAAUCAAGUGCCAGCUCACACAGAUAUCUACCCAUGGCGUAUCUUGGAGGAUGGUCAAAAGCGAUGACUUGUAUGAACAUGAGGAUGCUGCUCCCAAAAGGUCAGGACUUACAAUACGCAGUUUUGCAUACAAUUUUGGGAAAGCCUUCAGAAGACGCUCAUCAUUAA